AUGGCCCCCUUGGCUCAGAUCCUGGCACUGCUGGCAAUGACCGUGGCCACUGCAGCCAUCAAGGUGGUGCCCCUGGACAUGGCACAGAACUCCUUUGAUGACCAGUACCUCAACUGUGGCCCUGCCAUGACUGAGGCCCUGCCGGGCCUCAACGGCUCCGAGUUCCAGGAGAACAAGGAGUUUUCCCAGGCCUGGGUGAAGGCCACGGCCGAGUGGCAGAAGCGGAGCUCUUCUUCAUCGCCUCUGUCCCCAGCCCAGGCCAUCGCCCUCAUGGCCUACACGAUGCUGGACGUGCACAAGCAGUUCAACCCAGCCGUGCGUGAGGCUGGGCGCUCCCGCCAGGAAUACCGGGACAAGUUCCACUUCAAAACACUGCAUUUCCUGCUGACCCAGGCCCUCCAGAAGCUGAGACGUCCCGAUGAGUGUCCAGAUGUGUUCCGUGGGGUGAGGACGGUCCAGUUCAAUGUGACACCUGGUGACAAAGUCCGCUUUGGUCAAUUCGCUUCGUCAUCGCUGGACAGAACAGUGGCCCAGGGUUAUGGGACAGACACAAUGUUUGAGGUGCACACGUGCCAUGGAGCCGACAUCCACAACUUCUCCUUCAAUGAAAGCGAGAAGGAGGUGCUGAUCCCACCCUUCGAGACCUUUGAGGUCACCAAAGUCACCAGGGAAGGGAAGAAGGUGCAGAUUGAGUUUCGCUCCACUGGGAACUCCAGCAAGUACAACUGCGAGUGGCUGCGAGGUGGGAGCCUCCCCAGGAACUCACUCCACCUUGGGGGGCUUCUCCUGGCUACCAUGGCCAUGGCAGUGGCCAUGGGAACCCUCUGA
Messenger RNA from Camarhynchus parvulus, 828 nucleotides. RefSeq names its product NAD(P)(+)--arginine ADP-ribosyltransferase 2-like. Gene Ontology annotation, molecular function: NAD+ poly-ADP-ribosyltransferase activity; NAD+-protein-arginine ADP-ribosyltransferase activity. The transcript is spliced from 2 exons. Bases 1 to 828 code for a protein of 275 amino acids. Lineage: Eukaryota; Metazoa; Chordata; Aves; Passeriformes; Thraupidae. The record is from RefSeq and is a predicted model, not a curated record.